GAUUCCUGUAGUAGAUGAAGCUUUUCAUUGUAUGGUGAGCCAUUAGGGUCUCUAAUGUCUUGAGAACAAGCCACAUUAUAAUAUUCCUAAUAGGGCGGCAUGGCUCCUGCAUUGGUUUAAUACCAUGUAGCUGUGUGUUAUCAGGGGCAAAACUCUUCAAUUUCCCUAGCUUUCUAUCACUUACCAUUGAGUAGUGGGAUUGUUUUGAAACAGGUACAGCUCAGCUGGUGCCCUUUGCAUGUUUUCAGCCUGCAGCCCACUUCAUCCUUCAGCCUGGGUCAUAGUUGCUGUGGCUGAUAGGAAUUGGAGUCCAGCAACUGCUGUGGGGCUUCCCUUUGGCUGACCUGGUUCUAACAUGACUGAACUAGCAGAAAAUUGGUCUGUUUAUCUUAAGGCCACAUUCUAGGUCAUCAUUGCAGCAAGUUCCUAGGCGCUUGGUUCUCCGAUUACUCUUCCUUCCAUAUUGUUAGCAAUAUGACAAAGCCAUUUGCAUUGUGUAAUGAAGGUGGGCUCUCCUCUCUUACUUGUAGGAUCCAGGAUGUCUGGGCGUGGCAAGAAGCCAGCAAAGCCUGCAACCAAGGAACAAAAAAACAAGAGUGCAAGAGCUGGCUUGCAGUUCCCAGUGGGCCGCAUUGGACGUCUUUUGAGACGGGGUCGGUAUGCAGAAAGAGUGGGUGUCGGGGCCUCAGUGUACAUGGCUGCCGUGUUGGAAUAUCUGACUGCAGAGCUACUGGAGCUGGCGGGAAAUGCUGCUCAUGAGAACAAGAGGCAACGAAUUGGGCCACGCCACAUCCAGUUGGCGAUCAGAAGCGAUGAUGAGCUGAACAAGCUGUUUGCACAUGUGACCAUUGCGGAAGGUGGAGUUCUCCCCCACAUCAAUGCUCUGCUUCUUCCAAAGAAAACAGCACCGUCCACUGUUCCCCAGGAGGAACCUUAUAAGGGGACCUGA
Messenger RNA from Podarcis lilfordi (Lilford's wall lizard), 949 nucleotides. The record is from the annotation of a GenBank genome assembly. NCBI's taxonomy places the organism in Eukaryota, Metazoa, Chordata, Lepidosauria, Squamata, Lacertidae.